This is a messenger RNA of Harpia harpyja (harpy eagle), 5178 nucleotides long. It is a transcript of the gene IL2RB, whose product is annotated as interleukin 2 receptor subunit beta. Gene Ontology annotation, molecular function: protein binding; cytokine receptor activity. NCBI's taxonomy places the organism in Eukaryota, Metazoa, Chordata, Aves, Accipitriformes, Accipitridae. Bases 1287 to 3035 code for a protein of 582 amino acids. Gene Ontology annotation, biological process: immunoglobulin mediated immune response; cytokine-mediated signaling pathway. The record is from RefSeq and is a predicted model, not a curated record. The transcript is spliced from 9 exons. Gene Ontology annotation, cellular component: membrane; external side of plasma membrane.
GGUGAUGCCAGCUCUCUCCCACACGGGGGUGGCUGAUCCGAAAAGCGUCUUGGAAGGAGUUUCGGUCUGACAAACUGAAUCUUGCUGUUGGGGAGGGCUGAGCACGUAUUUAUCUCUCUGUCUCUCCACAGUCCUCUCAAAUCAUACCCCACAUCUCACAACCACGCUGCCUGCUUUUUUUCUCUCUCUUUCUUUCCCCUUUUUCUGUUAAUGUGUUGUCGUCAUGUUUUUCUUCAUCUGAACCUAAUCUUUUAUCACAACGGGAAUCAAUAAUAUGCUUCAUGCCAGCCUUUUAUAAACUCUUUUCCCGCUCCCCUGGCAGUCCCAGCAGGGUCCAGUGGGACUCUGUCUUGUUUUGCUCAUCUCUGACUGGGCUUCAGGCUUGCUGAGAUGUGACGGUGGUCCCUUCUGUGGGCAGAGGCAGACCUCAAGGUAUGGGUGUCCAGGUGGAUGGGGAGAGGGGAAGGAUUGGAUGAGAAGCCCGUAAGCCCAGUCUGUCCAAUAUGGAGCAUGGCUGUACAGGCUUUCUAAGACAAGGAGUCUUCCUGGGUGCCACGGGUGGAUGAGGGGUGCUGCAGUUUCCUAAUUACAAAGCCCAAAUUUUCUGCUACACCUAAAAGCACAGCUCCUUCCAAGGCAGUGUGGGGUCUACUUGGUGAGGAUGGUGCAUGGUUUGUGCGUAACUAUGUAGUAUUUUGUGAUACGGUAAAGCCUUGACUUUCCAGAACCUGAUAAACUCCUUCUUCUUCCUGAUUUCCUCCCUGUCCCAAACAAGCUAUUUAAAAUCUACCUCCUAAGCCAUGGACUCUGCAACUAACUUUUGUCAAUUGCAGCCAGAGACCCCUCUUACUCUGCAAGCACCUAGUUAUUUCAACCCUAGGGCUGACCAAAAAAAGAAGCUCUUCAAAGCACAAGCCAUGUGCAACCGAGGCAGCACUCUCUACCUUAGUCAGCAAGCAGCCUGAAACAACACGCGCAGACUGCUGUGCACUCACACACGCAUUUCCAGAAGGCAUUACCCCUGCAAACAGCCCAUCUGUGCUGCACUGCGAACUGUUUCAGUGCUGAGCAAAGCACCCAAGGCAGGAAAACAAUGAGGUGCUGAGGGAAAAGCACAGACUCCGGAGAAGAAGGAGUAUGAGUUUCUGAGCCUGGAAGAUUGGCACUGGCUUUGAGCCCUGCCCUAGGACAGCGGAUGCCUCCUGUGAGAUGACAUCUUCCUAAUUUGCAUUGCUGAGUUAUGUUGGGGGGGGCGUCUUCUCUCUUUCAGUGUGUCUCCAGUACCGAUGAAGCCCUCUUUGCUGCUUCUGUGUCACCUCUGGCUGUUCAGCCUCAUGUCUCUCUCAUGGGCAUCAGACUUGGCACAAGGUGCCUCCAGCCUAACUUGUUGGUAUGACUCACGGGCAGCUCUAUUCUGUGACUGGAACCCAGGCAGGGACCUGGUUGAAGGAGCAUGCCAGCUGGAGAUUUUAUCAAAGUCAGGUUUUUGUGGCAGCUUAAAAUCCUUACGUGAAAGAUUCAAGGAGCACUGUGAAUUACACAAGGCAGAACACACGACAGGACUGAAGUGCAACAAGACCUUCAGCGAAAAGAGUAAUACUCAAUGCUUCACCGCUGCAGACCGUCUUACCAUUUCUGUCCAUUGCCACAUUGGAGAGAAUAAGUCUAUACCUGUGCAAAUAGAAGAUUUCAGUCCACUUGCAAAUAUAAAGCUGAGGCCUCCAGAAGAUCUUCAGUUGGUUAGCAAAACUGAAAACACCUACAACUUAACGUGGAGCCUGAAAAUUUCCUCUCACUAUUUGAAUGGGGAGCGGGAAUACCAAGUGCGGUACCGAGCCACGAGUCAGUCCUGGGAGGAGGCCAGGAACUUCACCAUUCUGCAGGACCAGAUGUGGGUGGUGUUUGAGAGCCUCUCACCCAACUCAAAAUACGAGGCAGCUGUCCGUGCAAGGCCAAGAGCCUCAGGUACCUACAAAGGCGUGUGGAGCGACUGGAGCAAGACGAUACUGUGGAGGACACAUGCUGACCAAACAUCCCGGCCGGUCCUGCCAGCUCUUAUAGUGAGCAGUUGCAUCUUUGUGAUCAUUGGGACUGCCUUCCUUAUUAACUUACGGACCCUGAAAUGGUUUAAGAAGAUCCUGAAGAUUCACAUCCCAGACCCCGAGAAGUUCUUUCCCCCACUCGUUUCUGUUCACGGAGGUGACAUUCAGAAAUGGCUCUCCUCCCCAUUCUCCACAUCUUCCUACUGUGUGAACAGCACAACCCCGGAGAUCUCCAUGCUCGAGGUGAUGCAGAAGAAUGAACAGGAAUCCCAGUUUCUACUUUCCAAGGGAACCCUGACUCCUGAUCCUCCCUUAGAAACUAGUGGGCACUCUGUAUCCAGCUGCUUCACCAACCAAGGCUACUUCUUCUUCCACCUUCCCAGCUUCUUUGAGAUCGAGCCCUGUCAGGUCUACUUCACCUAUGAGCCUUUCACCCAGGAGGGCAGUGGCAGCAAGGAUGGCGAGUCUUACCAUGCUCUCUCUUCCCCAGACCUCUGCACACUGGCAGAGGACAUGCACACGUUGUCCCACAACUUCCUCCACUGUAUCAAGACGACCCGGGGCUUCCAACACAGCUCCUUCGUAGAAGAGACAGAAGGUGAAGCCCAGCGGACCAUGGCUAUUUCUGGGGCUCUCCAGUCAAGUGAAGGCACCUCACCAACACCAGUUCUGAAACAGGAAGAGAAGGUGGUGGACAAAGCAGCUUUACAACCUGCUGAGGCCCUGUGCCAGCUGGACACUGACUCUCCUGACCCACCGGACCCGCAUGACAGCGAUACUACCGAUAUAACGGAGGGGAGUGGGAAGGCAGGUCCUCCGAUUGACCCCUGUACACCAGGAGCACAUGCUACCCCUUUCUCUCAACCUCCACCUCUAAGGCAAAGCCAGGAUGAGGAUCCAUGCAGAAUAGCCUUCUCCAGCCAGGUCCCAAACACGGGUGCCUACCUUUCUCUGAGGGAGCUCCAAAGCCAGUACAGCCAUUGCUCUGUCUAGGAUCUGCCUGGAGAAACCCACAGGUGGGAAAGGCCUUUUCUGCAGGGAAGGCUAGAUAGACAGUUUUUCUGUUCAGGACACGAACAUGAGUUCAGCAUCAAACCCGUGGGGACUGUUCUUUAAUGACGCUGGAGAACACAGGUACUCUAGAGGGCUGCAAAACCAGAAAAGGGAUAGGAUGGACAAGGUGUAAAUUCACGGGUGGCUGCAUGGGUAGCGCUAGCUCCCAGGAUAAAAUGUUAGAGAAAGAGACCACUGAACAUGAGAGGACAUUUUGCAUGGAGAACUGGGCUAGUGGACAGUAAAGCAAUACAUGGAGAAUGAUAAAGCCACAUUAAAGCUGUUCAGUGGCUAUACAGCUAAUGGAGAUACAGAAGCCUGAUUCUUAGGCAUACAUGCCAACGAGGACUCACCUUCAUAACUGAACCUGUUUCUCUGCUAUUACUGGAUCCAAUGGCAUAGAAACCCCUUCCCAUGCUGCUUAAGUGCCAUCCCGAACCUCACCAGUUGGUUUUUUCCUUCCCAGCUCCCAGCAGGAGGCUGUGCCAGCAUUUCCAUGCUCUGCAUCUUGGUGUAAAAUAGCACUCAGCUUUGAGGCUCAGCAAGCACAUGGUCCAUUUGCCUCAUCCCACCCUAAAAACCUCUCAUGGGAGGGAGAAAUGCCUGAAGAGGUAGAUAUGAGAUUUUGUACAAGGAACAGUAGCACUGCCAGUCAGUGCUGGGGCCGAUGAUGAAACAGAUGAAGAUAUCUCCUCCUAACUAACCAAGGGUGUAAUUUUUUCUGUGAUGUCCCCAAUUCAGGUUUUAAUCAGAGAUUACAUUCUGCGCUACACAGUCCAGCUUUAGACUCGAGUGUCUAAGGUCAGCUCAGAGCCACAGCUGUGUCAGCUGUCUAAGCAGCGCAGUGUGAAAAGAAAUCCCCAUUAUUGGGUUAAAAAUACUGGGGAAAUCCCCUUCCCCCUCCUUCUUUCCCCCAGGUCUGAUGAUGGCAGUAAAAAGAACGCACACAAUUUCCCAUUCUUGCUGCAAUAUUUUUCAUGAAAUCGAAAGCCUCUCUGCCCUGCUGGCAAAAUACAGUUAUUUGACUACGAUAAGCUGAUUGCAGAAUAGUUCAUCCCACAUCCUGUAUUAGUGGAAAACAUCGCAACGGUGCUGCCCAUUCCUUCCAUUGCUCAAGGGAAACCAUUGCCUAAUUAGUGGCAAAGAUGUGGUGAAUGAGCCCAGAAAACUAACCCACGAAUCAGCACCUUUGCUGAAAAGAAAACCUCAAGCCGCUCACAAAGAAUGGGGAUAGCAAAGACUACUUUUUUUUUUUUUUUUCUUUUUCCUCUGCAUUUGCUGAUCUGGGUUGAGAGAAAGCAGCACACCACAGAAGAAAACUGGCAAGGCAAAGGAAGACAAGAUGUUCUGGUUACAUCCAUCCCUGCAUUCAACAUCUGUACUGCCUGUCUGCUUUCUUGCCAUAUUUCUGGAAUAUUCAGCAGUGGGAAAAUACCAGCCCUGUGCUAAACAUCUUUCUUCUAAGAGUUUUAUAUCAAAAAGGUCAAGAGUAUCGAACUUCUCGGUACUUCUGUCACCCCUGUGAGUAUCACCCAGAACUAAUUCUUCCCUACUUCUGCCUGUACAAGCACUGAGCUUCCCCUUUGUCCUGGUCCCACACUGUUACCAGACCUUGCACUAUGCAGCCUGAAUGUCAUUAUGAGUCCCAGCUAUGGGGUCACCCACUGGCUUGGAUUUCACCUAAAAAGAGCUGCUCAAAGAAAUUGAGCCUGCCUGCAGCUGAGAGGACUCAGGGAGCUAUAUUUCUCCUCUCAUCAGCUUCUUCACCACCUGCAUCAAGACAUGGACUGCUCUGCUGUCUCCAGGAGACAGCACGUGAAGAAGAACCCACAGCUUCCCAGAUAAGGAAGCACAAGGCUUGCCCAGCUGUUUGCUAUUCUUUGAGAAUCUUCCAGGAUGAAGUUCAAGAAGAGACACUGAAUCCCAAUUUGCUAUAUUACAUGGGCCAGGUUUCCUAGUUGUACUGAUGGUUAUUCUGUCCUAAAGUAGAUCUUCAUAAGCUUUUCAACUAUUCUUGCUGCUAAGAUGAGUACAAGAGAAAAGCCUUGCCUUUUUGUAAAUAAAAGAAACAUUAAGGAAUCUA